Molecule: messenger RNA, 750 nt
Organism: Cornus florida
Lineage: Eukaryota; Viridiplantae; Streptophyta; Magnoliopsida; Cornales; Cornaceae
Exons: 1
Coding region: 1-750 (249 amino acids)
Source: RefSeq, a predicted model, not a curated record
AUGGUGAUUCUAAGCAAUGAUCUUGGUCUUGCAUUCUGUAAACUAGGUGACUCAUCCUGGACUACCCUGGAAGAUAAUGAUAAUCCAGGGUUGUUGUUAACCCCUACCGACCUUGCGUAUUCGAGCGAGGAUCAAUUGUUCUAUUGCACAGACUCCUAUUCCGAUUCAGAUCUCGACGCCUGGAAUCUCCGCAAUCCUUGUUCCCCAAGGAGAAUUGAUAUCAAAGCAGGCCUCGUUUAUGGGACUCCCGAUUACCCGGAGUCUGAAAAGAAACUAAGGAAUUAUAGUUCUCUGAUUCAGUAUAGGAACUACCUGGCGAUGGAAUCGCAUUCUGGGGAUGUUUUGCUGGUUAAAAGGUUUGUGGCGGGGGCUGCAGAUGAUGGCACGAUCAUCGACACGGAUAACUCCGAUCAUGGUCAAAAUUUCUCUUUUAAGACUCUUCGGUUCGAUGUUAGCAGAUUCAAUACGACCAAAAGGGGUUGGGAUUAUGUGACGGACCUCGGUGACGGAGUUCUGUUCGUGGGAUUGAACCAUGCAUUUCAUCUAUCAGCUACUGACUUUGCUCCUGGAGUAUUGAUCCCCAAUUCUAUCUAUUUCAACGUUGACGUCCGGAUGAGAUGUGAUGAUAUCGGCAUCUACAACAUGCAAGAUUUCACGAUCAAAUCCAUUUUCCCGUCUCAUCUUCAUCCAUUCAACAAUAUUUGGCUACCAACCCCCAUUUGGUUUACCCCUAACCCAGAGAAUAAAUAA